Molecule: messenger RNA, 820 nt
Organism: Aaosphaeria arxii CBS 175.79
Lineage: Eukaryota; Fungi; Ascomycota; Dothideomycetes; Pleosporales
Product: histone acetyltransferase-like protein
Exons: 2
Coding region: 74-757 (227 amino acids)
Molecular function (GO): acyltransferase activity, transferring groups other than amino-acyl groups
Source: RefSeq, a predicted model, not a curated record
ACCGCCAUAUAUUCCCCCAAUUGACCUCCUCUAAUCCAACUCAUUCGAUCCAAACCGCGAACAAACAUCCAAAAUGCCAGCCAUGCUCGACGACCCGACCUCUGCGCCCAUCGCACGGGAGGUCCUACAACCCACCCUCACCCCUCUUAUCGUCACCUUAAAAGACGGCACCACAAAAGCCACCAUCAUCCCCUUCACAUCCGUAACGCAAGUCCCACCCCGCCUAAUAAACUACCUCUGGUCUCAAAUGUCCCUCGAAAUCGAGAAAGGCGACACCUACCCUAUGGCCGAGCCUCUCCCGCUCUCCACCUUCGGACCCUACUGGUUCGCGAAAUUUGCCGCCGUCAUGCUGCUCGGCGAGCAUGGUAGCGUGGCGGACGUGACUGCCAUGGACGCCGCCGAGGAUGUGGAGUGGGAGAAAGUUUGUCUGGGGACGUUCUACAUCAAGCCGAAUUAUCCAGGGCGGAGUAGUCACGUGUGUAAUGCGGGUUUCAUCGUCACGGCUGCGAGUCGGAAUCGCGGGGUUGGGAAAUUGUUGGGGAAGGCGUAUCUGGAGUGGGCGCCGAAGUUGGGUUAUACGUAUUCGGUGUUCAAUUUGGUCUACGAGACUAAUGUUGCGUCCUGCAAGAUAUGGGAUUCGCUCGGCUUCGAAAGAAUAGGAAGGGUGAAGAAGUGCGGAAAGUUGAAGAGUUACCCUGGGAAGAGGAUCGAUGCUAUUGUAUUUGGGUAUGAUUUCGAGCCUGAUUUGACGGAAUGAGCGGGUCUUUGUAUGAUUGUAAUGUGAUAAGGUCUGUAGAACAGAAGAUGAAUCAAUGCAGGG